GCUGUCAUAAGUGUACGGAAGUAGCAUGCUUUCUCCAGCAGCACCGGAGCAGUAAGGGUUUUACCGGUUGAUGUCACGCUACCACUGUACUACUUGUCCUAUUCUGUGAACAAACAGAGCCAUACUCGCUUUAUUAGACCGUGUGUUUUACACUGUAAAUCAUUUAGAAUUUUAUUUAUUUUUGCCCAAAACACUGAAGACAGGAUGGAAGGGAAGUUGACAGGUGAACCAGAAAAAUGUAAAUAUCACGAAUCGCCGUUGCCAUCCUUGCCAGAAAAUAAAGAAAAAGAGCUAAUUACCAACCACCAAUCCAAUCGAGACCCUAAUUGUGGAACCGACGUAGCUCGUGCAAGAUGGACUCUCCUACGACAGGUGCUGAGACAGAAACAGCUGGAUAGUGCAGACUCGGAGGUCAAGCAGGUGUCUGUCCGGAGAUUCUCCUCCUUCAACCUGUUCAACAAAACCAGUGUCAUGCACCAAGAGACCGAUGACCCCUCCGAAGGCCAGUGGGUGGAAUACACAAGUGCUUCCUUCCCAGAGUUCAGUGCCUUUCUCAGAGAUAACCUCGGGCCCAUCAGAGUGAAUGAGGUUCUCAACAGUUUUGACAAUACAGGGAAUGUCUGUGUAUGGCCCUCUGAGGAGGUGAUGGCCCACUACUGCCUCAAGAAACGCCACAUGUUCAGGGGUGCAGUGUGUGAGUUGGGAGGAGGGAUGACCUGUCUAGCAGGGCUCAUGAUUGCCAUUUGUGCUGACGUGAAGGAAGUUCUGUUAUCAGAUGGGAACGAGAAGGCUAUUCAGAAUGUGCGUGGAGUCAUUGAGAGAAACAGGCAGGCCGGUGUCUUUGGCACCACAGAUGUUUCCAGCAGAGUGGUCAGGUGGGACUGUGAAACAGAUGUCACAGCGCUGGAGGGACACUUUGACAUCGUCAUGUGCGCAGACUGCCUGUUUCUGGACCAGUACAGAGGCAGCCUGGUUGAUGCAAUAAGGAGAUUACUGCGACCAGACGGUACAGCCCUGGUGUUUGCCCCCACUAGAGGAGACACUCUGGGGGAGUUCUGUCAGCUGGCCGAGGGGACGGGGCUCCAAGUCUGUCGCUAUGAGAAGUAUGAUGAACAGGUGUGGGAUCUCCACUUAAAGAUGCAGAUUGGAGGGAAGGAGGCAUAUGAUGACAACAUCCACUACCCUCUCCUCAUCACCCUGACCCGAGGAGCCAGCCCCACCCAUCUUCAUCUCCUCUGAGACCCGGCUCACCAUCCUCCCCUCGCUGCCCAGCCUCUUGCCAAUCAGACUCCCAGGGUUAGAGUUAGGCCGUCCAACUUCCUGGCAGUCCUGCACACCAGUACUUAUGCCACUGUGUCCCUGGCUCACAUAGGGGUCGCGGUUGAUGAGAUACAAGCUUGGUGAUGAAUUGUUUGAUUUGUUUCCAGUAUAUAUUUCUUGUAUUAACUCCACUCACACUGUUGUGAGUUCAGUAUUACUAUUACAUAACAUUACAGAAUAGUUUUUUCUUGACUUUUGGAAGUUUUGUGGCAACGCUUUGAAGCGUGUGUGUGUUGUGAUGAUGAGAUGUUGUGGCUGAAUCGGUCUCUGAUCACUUGCGACCUUGUUACUGUGCAAUACAACAAUGUGCGAUGUGCAAAACCGAAUGGUGGAGAUUUCAGGUUUCCCUCGCAGCCUCAAUGAACUGUCAACACUGAGAGGGCUGAAGUAUCUUUCACUAACAGUCUAUGAUGAACUUUUAAUAUAUUAAUCAACAGGGUUCAGGUCACUUCGAUCCAUGCCCAGUACCCAUCCGAACAAGUGUUUCUGAGUGCACAUCAAACUGAAAAUGUUCUUCUGAUUUGUCAUCUAUGCUCUGCAGAAGUGUCUUAAACCAAAGGUUCCAUGGCAGGGUUCCACAGAGUUGAAUGGCGAUAUGUGGUUCACUGUGAAAAGUGCUUCUCAGCCAAUACCUCUCUGAGGUUGAGUUUCCCAAAAGCUUCGUAGGACCCAGAUCUGUAGACCUGAUCGGUUGCCUACAAAGCUUCCAAUUGCCUCCAAUGGAUUUUCGGAGAUCUUAAUGCUGCGAAGCUUUUAAGAAACUCACACCUGGUCUCUUGCUCAAUGCGCUCAGCUCUAUAAGCCAAGACCUUCUACACUGUCUCCAACUGUUACUGUGAGAUUAACAUGAACAACAUGAUUCCACAAACUCACUGCUAUAUUUGACGUUUGUCCAUAAAACGCAAACAUCAAGUAUUAUUUUUACCCACCACUCAGCAUUAUGGUCUUCAGCUGACUCUGGUCUACCGAAGCUGUGCUCUUUACAUCCACCAACCUGUACUCUAACCACAAUUGUAUUAGACAUGGAUUGAUUGAUUGUUUUAUUAGAGUCUCAGGUGGUUUUAAUAACUGUCCACUAAAAACAUACUGCUAUACAUUACAGUCCUCUACUUUUAGAACUAAUGUUCUGUUCUGUUUUAAUAAUAAUACCCUCCGAAAAUAACAUUGUCAUAGUUGGGAUAUAAAAGUUUUAACCCUUUUUGGACCCCAGGAAGAGUUCAUGGGGAUCCUAAUAAAUACAAAAGAACAUGUCAAAA
Oncorhynchus kisutch (coho salmon) is the source of this 2576-nucleotide messenger RNA. RefSeq names its product calmodulin-lysine N-methyltransferase (gene camkmt). NCBI's taxonomy places the organism in Eukaryota, Metazoa, Chordata, Actinopteri, Salmoniformes, Salmonidae. The coding region runs from base 205 to 1239 and encodes 344 amino acids. Gene Ontology annotation, molecular function: calmodulin-lysine N-methyltransferase activity. Gene Ontology annotation, cellular component: cytoplasm. The transcript has 11 exons. The record is from RefSeq and is a predicted model, not a curated record.